AAAUAAAAAAAAAAGAGAGAUGUCUCAAUAUUUAACUACUUAGUCGGCAAACUGCAAUGUGUUUCUAAGAUUGAGUUUGAGACAUUGGCAAAGAACAUAGUAGAUGCCGUGAAAAGUGUUUCGAAUCCAGAAGUUGAAGGUGUGUGACUUUAGCUACAGAAUGAAAAGGACUAGACUGAGGCUCUAAGUUGCACACAGUUUAACAAAUGGAUUCAGCACCUUUGUCAAUGGUAUAUAGAAGUGAAAAACAGCUGCCAAAGUUGAAUGUAGCCUUCCAAGAAUUUUACAAGCAUGAAGAGUUCUGCGACAUCACCCUCGUAACGAAUACUAAACGCCUGCGGGCUCAUCGUGUUGUUCUGGCUGCAUUUAGUCCCUACUUUUAUCAAGCAUUUUCGCAACAAAAUAACUAUCUGUCAGAUUUCAACUGCCAUCGUUUGGAUGAAGGAAGUUUGAAGGGUCUGUUGGACUUCUGUUAUUCUGGAGUGAUAACCGUUGAUUCAGUAUCAGCAGAGAAACUGUUAUCUGUUGCCACAGUGUUACAAAUAAAAGAAGUGGAGAAAUUAUGCCAGACCUUUUUGCGGGCACAUCAGGCAUUUGUGUGUGAGAUUGCCUCAGAGAUACAGGAGAAGAAUGCUUCACCCUCUCCUAAGGGAAGGAGCUCUAGUGAGCUGUUUUUUGUAGAAAGCUCUGGUCGCUUCAGCCCAGGAACCAGUCCUAACGUCUCUACUUCUGGCAGACCCGUGUCAGAAACUAGUUCAGUGGAGACUCCAGACCUUGAAAUAGUCAAACAAGAACACUUAGAACCAGUAGCCAGAGAAGAGCAUGCCAGAGAAGAACUUGUGUCACCAGGCACCCUGGCCAAGAGAAUGCAAUACCUGCCAAACCCUGGUCUGAACAUAAUUGACAUGACCCAGUUAUCUCCAACUUAUCUAGGACAUCCCUAUCCUCGACCUCUGCUGUUUCCCCGACCUUCCCCUCAGCCUUUUCAUCUCUUUGCUCCUAAACCAAGAGAAAAGAAUAAAUCAGAAAGCAGCAGUACAUGCACUGAAAUUGAUCAAAACAGAGAAGAUGAACGUCAUGGCCAAAGCUCUAUCCUGUCUGUGGAGCCUAGCUUUCCCCAAAAACCUGCAGAAUCUGUUGGAUUAAGCCAGUCUAGUUUAGGGGAGCAGCACUCUCCCUCUGAGAUAGAAACCCCAGGGCUCUAUCAUACAUGCUCUAUAUGUCAACAAAAGUUCAACAGCAGUAAAGCUCUUGGUAUUCACAUGGUGCUUCAUGACAGAGGUCAUCCAUCCUUUAUACCAAAGAGGAACAGGAAGUCCACCUUUCCUCAGAAGCAUGAACAUACCAGUAGCGAGUUUGGGAGUACCUCAGGCGAACUCUUCACCUGCAGUACUUGUGGUAAGAGCUUCAAAGACAACAGAUCCCUGAAAUUUCACAGAUACAACCACAUUCUGCGCCAUGUGUGUCCUAUCUGUGGAAAGCGAUUCUCUCGCAGCUGGAAUCUGCAGCGACAUAAGAAGUCGCAUUUCAAAGUUGGCAUGUCUGGAUGGCAGCUGACAUCUGAAAAUUCAGAAGAUUUAACACGAUCUGAAGAAGAGGGGGAGACACUCAAUUCUUCCUUCACUGAUGAAGAGGUUCAGAUGUCCUCUAGUCAUGUAGCAGACGAGCCUGUAGAUCUGACAGAUACAGGCAAAUCUGAGAGAUCUGAAAAUGGGCCUCCUUAGGUAUUUCUUUGGUUCAGAUGAGGCUUGUUAGAUCUGUCAUUGAUGAGUUUGAUAUUGAUAUAUCAUCUUUUCAUAUAUUGGUACAUUUAUUUUAUAAUUACUACUGUGGAGAAUCAAUUUCAGAUUAAGAGGAUGUCAGUCUGAUCAGACUGAGUUAUAUUUAUAUGAAACUGUAAUAGUCCAUCAUUAUUUGUUUUGUUCUUAGCUCUACUGGUCAGAGACCAAAACAUUACUCCUCCUACAGUUUGGGUCCACUUCAAACAAGACCUGGUACACAAGAUACAUAAUUCUUUAUAUCGUUUUUUUUAUUUUAACAGAAAGCAUUGCUAUAUGUACUAAAAAUUGAAAAUUCUUUGAAAUUCUUUCAAACGCUACUCCUCCUUCUAUGGCUAUGGUCCAAUUUCAAUAAGACUUAGUGUAUAUAGACUAUACUACUACACAUAAUUCUAUAUAUAGAAUGUAUAUAUUGCCAUGGAUACUAAAAAUAGAUUUUUUUAAAAAAUUCUUUGAAAAUACUACUCCUACUGUUUUGGUCUGUUUAGACAUUUUACACAAGUAGACUAUACUAAGAUACAUCUUUAUUAUACAUGCAAGUAGAGCUACAAUCUCAUCAGAGACUUGAUGGAAAUGAAAUUUCAACAAAUUUUUUUUGCCUUAUGGAGGAAAAUUUGAGAUAAAUCUUUUUUGCAGAGGAAAAUAUAGUAAAAUCAAUAUGAUGAUUUAUUAACUUUAUAGAUACAUACAUUCUUUAGCUGAUCAUGUGAUCAUGCAGUUAUAUGUCACGUGACCACAUCCUUCCAAUCCUUAAAUAUUUGCAAGCUCACAUCUUCAUUUAAUUAAAAUAUGUCUUAGUACCUGUGGUUAACCGUUUAAAUUUAGUGAUCUAUCAAUAAAUUAAUACUUUUUCUGAAUUGAUAUAUCAAUGUCAAAUUUCUCAUCUUCGACAGUUUUUUUGUGCAAUGGAUUGUGUCUUCUGUUGAAACUAUCUUUGUUGACCAGCAAUGUGAUAGUUACAAAUUCAUAUUUUGUAUACUGGUGUAUUAUCCAAGGUUCUACAUGUAUGUAAUUUUCAUACAGGAAAGAUUUAUUUGAUGUGGAUUAUAUAGUUAACUAUGGCUGGUACCAUAUUUUAAUCAGACUUUCUCAUUACAUGAAUGGAAUUAAAAUUUAUCUGAAAAUCUUGAACCAUGUAAUGAAGGAUUAUUUAUACAUGUAUUUAUAAAUAAAUCACUGUAACAGUAUGCUUAAAUGCAGGAAUGGAAAUACAUGUACUGGACUAUAUAUGUCUUAUGAUGCGACUUCUAAGCACAUUGUGUAAACUUUGCUCUGAAUUGAGCUCUUGUUGACAAUUUGAUCUAUGGAUGCUGUAUGGGCAGAUAUCUGUCAAUAUUGUAGGCAUCCAUGAAUACUCUCUGGACAGAUAUUUGUUGUCUUAUACAUCUGUGAUUGCUGUAUGGGUAGAUAUCUGUUUACAGCAUUUAAAAAUGCUCUAUGGGCAGAAUAUAUGUUGUCUGAGGCAUUUUUGAAUGCUCUUUGGGCAGAUACAGUAUCUUUUGUUUUAGACAACGAUGAAUGCUGUAUGGGGGAGAUUGUUGUUGUUUUAGGCAACUUUAAAAUGCUCUAUAUGCAGAUGUAUGAGCAGAUAUCUCAUCUAUGAAUGUUCUAUGGGCAGAUAUCUGUUGUUUUAGGUUCCUUGCUGAUGUUGUCAGAGUUAUACAUCUUGUUAAAUAUUGUACAGAGAUAAGAAAGUCACUAUAAGUAUAUUAUUGUUGAAUGGCAAAUUUACAUCAUUGUUGAGCGAUACAUUUAAUUUACCUGUAAUCGUGUUGACAGUUUUCAUAUUCUAAGCGUUGUUAGUGUAUAUAGUUUUAGUAUAUAUAUAUGUUGUUGAAAUCAAUACAUUGUUUUGCCAGGUUGAAAUAUUUAUGUUUGUUAUGGGAGUAUAUAUUGUUAUUUUUAUCAAUAAACCUUAGC
Saccostrea echinata is the source of this 3698-nucleotide messenger RNA. RefSeq names its product zinc finger protein 865-like. Gene Ontology annotation, biological process: regulation of transcription by RNA polymerase II. NCBI's taxonomy places the organism in Eukaryota, Metazoa, Mollusca, Bivalvia, Ostreida, Ostreidae. The record is from RefSeq and is a predicted model, not a curated record. The transcript is spliced from 4 exons. Gene Ontology annotation, molecular function: RNA polymerase II cis-regulatory region sequence-specific DNA binding; protein binding; DNA-binding transcription factor activity, RNA polymerase II-specific. Bases 207 to 1724 code for a protein of 505 amino acids.